This is a messenger RNA of Peniophora sp. CBMAI 1063, 834 nucleotides long. The record is from the annotation of a GenBank genome assembly. Lineage: Eukaryota; Fungi; Basidiomycota; Agaricomycetes; Russulales; Peniophoraceae.
AUGCGCGCGCUCCUCCUCUUCGCAAUCGCACUCCCUGCGCUUGCUGUCGCCCAGCAGCAGCAGACAGCCUACGCGGCACCUGCGGCAGCAUGCCCAGCGGGGUACACGCCUGCUGUACGCACGGUCGAGGUACUGGAGUGCGUUGCAAAGGAUAGUAUCCGAUGCUGCGACUCUGGGAAUGCCGCGAGCUCAGACAGCGAUUCUCAAUCGAGUUCAGCCAACAAGGCUGGCAGCGCCCGGGAUGUUGAAGGAGCCAGUAACAGUACAGGAACAGGCAACGCCGGCGGAGACACAGGCUCGAACAUCGACGGCGGCUCGAGCGGCUCGACCUCCCAAAGCGACCCCACGGAUGCGGAGUACUGUCCCGAAGGCCCAGUACCGACAUUCACCGCAGGACGGAGCUACACCCUGCAACUCGCACCCGCGGGCAACCGCUGGGCCUUCAAGUUCGCGCGUGAAACGCGGGCGAGGACGGGCGUCCCUAGUGCAGCGCAGAGGCAGAACGUCGAAAGUGCAUGUAAGUUCCGGAUUGAGAGCGUGCCGAACAAGAAGUGCCGUUUUGUGAUGUACAGCUUGCAUGGUGCUCCGAGUCCUGCAUACCUGUCGUACAGCGGGGAUGCAGCGGGUGGGCGCUCUGUGAGCGCUUCGUGGGGUGCGGAUCGGCAGGGCGCUACGGAGGUGUAUAUCAUGCAGCUCGGAGGCGGGCAGUAUAGGGUAACCACCGGCCCUGCGUUUGAUGGCGAGUGGCCGCGUCUGGGUCUAGGAAGCGGAGAUGAUCUGAGGUUCUCGUCGGCCGAUAAAGAGACGGCAUGGAAGAUCGAGCCCACGACGUAG